Alternaria infectoria is the source of this 1707-nucleotide messenger RNA. RefSeq lists its product as uncharacterized. Bases 1 to 1707 code for a protein of 568 amino acids. Gene Ontology annotation, biological process: phosphate ion transport; cellular response to phosphate starvation. Gene Ontology annotation, cellular component: Golgi apparatus; plasma membrane; cytoplasm. The record is from RefSeq and is a predicted model, not a curated record. Gene Ontology annotation, molecular function: inositol hexakisphosphate binding. NCBI's taxonomy places the organism in Eukaryota, Fungi, Ascomycota, Dothideomycetes, Pleosporales, Pleosporaceae. The transcript is spliced from 2 exons.
AUGAAACGACUGACGAUACCUCAGGUGGGCAAGAAGAAGCUCAAGGCCAUCAGUCGCGCCCUCCGCAAUGUCGAAUCCACCCCACGCCUCCGCCGACGCGGCACCCAGAUCCUGCCCUCGCCCUUCGACGCCGCGCCCAAGUACACGUACCUCAACCGCGACCAGACGGGCAGCGCCAGAGACCCCGAGGACCUGAGAGCGCUUGCUAUCACGAACAGCCGCAGCCAGCACAGCCUGCGCCAGAGAGCGAACAGCAACCAGAGUGGCCGCACGCCCGAAGAAGAGCCAUUGGCACAGAGCGAGACGAACCGCCGCGACUGGGCACACAACUACGGCAGCUUUGAGGGAAGCACGUCUGAUGGCGCCACCAAGACCGGCACCUCUGCAGACAAGGCCAAGGCCCCGCCGUCCUUGAAGCUGCCUGGGGCUGCGCUCGACCCUGAGAACCCUUCCCCUCAAGGAGGAGCGGCGUCUGGCGCAUCACUGCGAAAGCAGAAGACAGUCACGCUUCCUCCGCCAGCAGAGAACGACAACGACAAUGCUUUCGAGGUUGGGAAGACGGUGUCGCCCCACAAGCAUCACAGCUCGCUGCCCAACCGUUACAAGAGCGUCUUCACCCCCAAGCGCAUGAACUCGCUGCCCGGCCCUAUCACCGAGCACAAGUCGCGCCCAUCGGUACGCCGUCUAUUCUCACUGAGCAGCAAGACUCCCCCGGACAGCCCAGGCGACGUCCCCCUCGAAGCCUACCGCGACCUUGACUUCCGACAAGCCGAGUUCUUCAACUUCCUCGAUGGCGAGCUGGAUAAGAUCGAGUCGUUCUACAAGCACAAAGAAGACGAGGCUACCAAGCGCCUGAAUGUGCUCCGCGACCAACUCCACAUCAUGCGAGACCGACGUAUCGACGAGGUCAUCAAGCGUCAAACGGACAAGAUCAAUGCGAAGGCCCACAAGAAACACGACGGGCACCAUGUGCUGAGCAACGGUCAGAACAGCAGCUCGGGCGACGAAAAUCAGCAGGCCAACGGGAAUGGGAAUCUUGGAAACACUCUCAAGGACACUUUCCUAAACCCCAUAGACGCCGCGUUGGACGCCAUUAACGCGGGCAAGUACGGGAAGAGCACCAAGAACAUAACACAGCUUGCGACCCCAGCGGCUCUUCAGCCCAAGGACCAUCCCGAUAGCCGUCGCGACUUUGCUAGACGGCCAGAUCUGCCCGACGUGCCAUACCAGACAGCGAAGCGCAAGCUCAAGGUGGCACUGCAGGAGUACUACAGAGGGCUUGAGCUUCUCAAGUCCUACGCGUUGUUGAACCGGACUGCCUUCCGGAAAAUCAACAAGAAGUAUGACAAGACCGUCAACGCGCGACCGUCGUCGCGGUACAUGAAUGAGAAGGUCAACCAAGCCUGGUUCGUGAACAGCGACGUAAUCGAAGGGCACAUUCGAGCAACGGAGGACCUAUACGCGAGAUACUUCGAGAAGGGCAACCACAAAGUCGCCAUCGGGAAGCUACGCAUCAAGAUCGCACGAGCAGGCGAUUACACAGACAAUACAUUCCGUAACGGUCUGCUAUUGUCGGCGGGCGUCAUACUUGGCAUCCAGGGUCUCAUCAAAGCAAACACUAUUGCAGAUCUGCACAAUACUGACGGGAACGAGUUCGCAGUGAACACGAGCUAUCUGUUGCAGGUGAGUCAUCCAAACCAUGGAUAG